Messenger RNA from Cebus imitator (Panamanian white-faced capuchin), 1305 nucleotides. It is a transcript of the gene OARD1, whose product is annotated as O-acyl-ADP-ribose deacylase 1. The coding region runs from base 310 to 768 and encodes 152 amino acids. Gene Ontology annotation, biological process: peptidyl-glutamate ADP-deribosylation. The record is from RefSeq and is a predicted model, not a curated record. Lineage: Eukaryota; Metazoa; Chordata; Mammalia; Primates; Cebidae. The transcript is spliced from 6 exons.
CGGGAAACCACGGAAUUUACUGCCGGAAGUGCGGCGGCCAUAGCCAAAGAGUGUAGACUCGGCUAGCAAGCUAGAGGGGCUCGUUUCCGCCCCGCUACCGGGCGGGGGCGGCCAUCUUAGGUGCGUGCAAUUAAGGGCUGUGGCGGGAUUGGCUCCGCGUUUGGGCUGCUCCGCUCCUCCCCACCUACUGGGGUCGUAUCCGGAGCCCUUCCCCGCGGGGCGGGGAUCCCCAAACAGCCGACUCCUUUUCAGGGGAAGGGUGACUCGGCUGAAGAAACACUUAAAUUCUGGAAAUAGCGACUCAGUAUCAUGGCCAGCAGUCUUAAUGAAGAUCCAGAAGGAAGCAGAAUCACUUAUGUGAAAGGAGACCUUUUUGCAUGCCCCAAAACAGACUCUUUAGCGCACUGUAUCAGUGAGGAUUGUCGCAUGGACGCUGGGAUAGCUGUCCUCUUCAAGAAGAAAUUUGGAGGGGUGGAAGAACUUUUAAAUCAACAAAAGGAAUCUGGAGAAGUGGCUGUUCUGAAGAGAGAUGGGCGAUAUAUAUAUUACUUGAUUACAAAGAAAAGGGCUUCGCACAAGCCAACUUACGAAACCUUACGGAAGAGUUUAGAGGCAAUGAAGUCUCAUUGUCUGAAGAAUGGAGUCACCGACCUCUCCAUGCCAAGGAUUGGAUGUGGUCUUGAUCGUCUGCAAUGGGAAAAUGUAUCUGCGAUGAUCGAGGAGGUAUUUGAAGCAACAGACAUCAAAAUUACUGUGUACACACUUUGAAUCAAUAUUUGGAUGUUUCCAUGUUCUCCUCUGUCAUCUCUACCAGGCCAUAGGACUGGGCAAACCUACGUUAAAAUCGGCAGAGGAAAGUUUCGUGGGAAGUAAUCUGUUUCACAAGACAGACUUUGGUUGCUGUAUUCAAGUAUUUGGACUAGGACUGUGGAGGAGGGGUUGCUUAUGAUAUAUUGCUGUGUUUUUUUGCAAUAAAGUAAGGAGUGGGUGGCCCGAUAAUAGGCCUGGAAACUAGAUUGUUGGGACUGUGACCUUUGUUUUGCUCCAGUAUGCUACCUGAUUUGUUUGGCUGGCCGCUAGGUGGCAGCAUUGGUUCUACAUCUCUGCUUUUAAAGAGAAAUUUCAGGAAAGAUGAUCAUUCCAGUUUGGCAUUUUUUUGUCGUUUGUGCACAUAACUUGGUGUUAUCCUUAUGUCAUCAGAAUCCUCUGAGGGGAGACUUUUCAUUUUAAUUGCACAAUUCUACAUUGCUAACAAAAAAUUUGUGGUGAUAAAAAAAUGGAAAAAUAAAUCUUUGGGGGAUUUAG